Photinus pyralis (common eastern firefly) is the source of this 1230-nucleotide messenger RNA. RefSeq names its product endoplasmic reticulum chaperone BiP-like. Lineage: Eukaryota; Metazoa; Arthropoda; Insecta; Coleoptera; Lampyridae. Gene Ontology annotation, molecular function: heat shock protein binding; ATP hydrolysis activity; ATP binding. Gene Ontology annotation, cellular component: membrane; cytoplasm; endoplasmic reticulum chaperone complex. Gene Ontology annotation, biological process: protein refolding; endoplasmic reticulum unfolded protein response; cellular response to unfolded protein. The transcript has a single exon. Bases 112 to 1086 code for a protein of 324 amino acids. The record is from RefSeq and is a predicted model, not a curated record.
GCCAAGCGUGCUCUUUCAUCUGCUCACCAAGUCAGAAUCGAAAUUGAAUCGUUCUUCGAAGGCGACGAUUUCUCAGAAGCACUCACCAGAGCGAAAUUUGAGGAGCUCAACAUGGAUCUCUUCCGUUCGACCAUGAAGCCUGUACAAAAAGUUCUUGAAGAUGCCGACAUGAACAAGAAAGACGUAGAUGAAAUUGUUUUGGUAGGUGGAUCCACUCGUAUUCCUAAAGUACAGCAACUCGUCAAGGAAUUCUUCGGAGGCAAAGAACCAUCUCGCGGUAUCAAUCCUGAUGAAGCUGUCGCUUACGGUGCCGCUGUACAAGCCGGAGUGUUAUCUGGGGAACAAGCCACCGACUCAAUCGUCCUACUCGAUGUAAACCCCUUAACAACCGGCAUUGAAACCGUAGGAGGUGUCAUGACCAAACUCAUUCCACGUAACACUGUCAUUCCCACAAAGAAAUCUCAGAUAUUCUCCACCGCAUCCGACAACCAACACACCGUAACCAUCCAAGUUUACGAAGGAGAACGUCCGUUGACUAAAGACAAUCAUUUGUUGGGCAAAUUCGACUUAACUGGCAUACCACCGGCACCUAGAGGUGUACCACAAAUUGAGGUAACAUUCGAAAUCGACGCCAACGGUAUUCUACAAGUAUCCGCCGAAGAUAAGGGAACCGGAAACAAAGAAAAGAUUGUAAUUACAAACGAUCAAAAUCGUCUCACACCCGAAGAUAUCGAUAGAAUGAUAAAGGAUGCCGAAAGAUUCGCUGAUGAGGAUAAGAAACUUAAGGACCGUGUCGAAUCUCGCAACGAACUUGAAAGUUUCGCGUAUUCGCUUAAAAAUCAACUUAGCGAUAAGGAAAAAUUGGGAUCAAAGAUAUCCGACGAUGAAAAGAGUAAAAUGGAAGAAGCAAUCGAAGAAAAAAUUAAAUGGCUCGAAGAAAAUCCCGAAGCAGAGGCCGAAGAUUAUAAGAAACAAAAGAAAGAGCUGGAAGAUGUAGUCCAACCGAUUAUCUCCAAGUUAUAUCAAGGUGCAGGCGGUCCACCACCACCAAGUGGCGAGGAUGAUGAUCUUAAGGAUGAAUUAUAAAGUUCCAAGACUGAUUUAUAAACUUAUUUAAUACUAGCCCAAGUGAGAUGUGUGAAUGGACAUGUGUGAACAGUUUAGUCAAAUGUUUUUCGUUUUAAGUGGUAAAAACCCUGUCUCUCAACAACUGAAGAAGAAUUUUAUAUU